Molecule: messenger RNA, 402 nt
Organism: Microthlaspi erraticum
Lineage: Eukaryota; Viridiplantae; Streptophyta; Magnoliopsida; Brassicales; Brassicaceae
Source: the annotation of a GenBank genome assembly
AUGGGACGUGAGGAGCAAGGAAGGACUUGGUGCAUGGACGCAGCUCAACUGGAUACGCAAAGGAAGAAGGAGGAAGCCAUCUUGAAGACCAGCUCGACCACCACUCGACCACCGGUCGAGUUCGCCAAGCUUCAACUCGAUCGAGCUGAGAAGUCAAAGUCAAACCCGAAAAAUGUUGCUUCCCCCUUGACUUCCUUUGACCCUAAACCUAAAUCCUCUUAGUUCAUCGGAGAAUCGCCAAAACUCCAAGCUUUCGAGGUGUUGAAGAACAACUUCAUGUUACCAUUGCCGGUGAAUCUUGGAUGUAAUGAGAAUCCCAAAAACCUUGAUGUCUCUGAUAAUCAUCUAACCGAACUUAUCCCCAUCGCUUUGGCAGAGGAGGAAAGCUGGAGAUGUUUGUAA